Molecule: messenger RNA, 417 nt
Organism: Cordyceps militaris CM01
Lineage: Eukaryota; Fungi; Ascomycota; Sordariomycetes; Hypocreales; Cordycipitaceae
Product: Light chain 3 (LC3)
Exons: 3
Coding region: 1-417 (138 amino acids)
Biological process (GO): macroautophagy; cellular response to nitrogen starvation
Cellular component (GO): fungal-type vacuole membrane; cytosol; autophagosome
Molecular function (GO): phosphatidylethanolamine binding
Source: RefSeq, a predicted model, not a curated record
AUGCGCAGCAAGUUCAAGGACGAACACCCUUUCGAGAAGCGCAAGGCCGAGGCCGAGCGCAUCCGUCAGAAGUACGCGGACCGCAUUCCCUCAAGAGAAAACUACUUGGUAUUUUCUGUCAACGCUUCAGGUGUCAUCGAUGGACCAGGCGUCAUCUGUGAAAAGGUCGAGAAGAGCGACAUCGCCACCAUCGAUAAGAAGAAGUAUCUUGUGCCUUCGGACCUCACCGUCGGACAGUUUGUCUAUGUCAUCCGCAAGCGCAUCAAGUUGUCUCCCGAGAAGGCCAUCUUCAUAUUCGUGGACGAAGUUCUCCCUCCUACGGCAGCUCUCAUGAGCAGCAUCUACGAGGAGCACAAGGACGAGGACGGCUUCCUCUACAUCACCUACUCUGGUGAGAACACGUUUGGCAGCGCUUGA